CUUUUGAUAACCAUUUCGUAACAUUUGAAUCGUUUGAAAAGGGCUAGUCCCAAAAACCAAAAAUUUUUAUGUGUUUAAUGUAUUCCAUAUAAACGAAAUGAUGAUCAUAUAGGUUCGUAGUUAAAGCCAAAACACUUAAUUGUUGAAAUAAAUGUACAGCACGCGUUACGUAUGUAUUGACGAACUAUCCACAGCAGGAUUGUUAGUAUUGUUACAGUAAGUAAAAGUGAAGCGUAUAAAGAACAAAAUACCAUAGAGAUGUCAGUGCAUUGAACAGAAACAGUUAUUAGAGGUUUAGUACGAAUUAUAAAAGAUAAAAGGAAGUCACCAAAACCAAAAGCUGUCAAAACACGUGCCUACUAUUAAAUGUAGCAUGAAAAUAUGAAGCCAGUGUUAAUAUUGCGGUUCAUUACUCAUUUCAGGAGUUUGUUGCGGCAGCACUGUAAUUGACAGGCGGACAGAAGAUCACAUAGAGGAGAAAUACGUACUAAAUCAUUCGAGGCAAAAUAUUUUGGCAUCGCAAAUGUUGCCACGCUUUUGCGCAAAGCUGCGAUAGAUAUGUGUUCCUAUCCCAACUGGUUUCAGCUUGUGCCAAGCAAAUUAUGCGUCGUCACUGCCAGAUCUUCAAGUAGUUUCGAUUAUUGCAGUCGGGGUCAGUUGAACGUGGCACCGAAAAAAGCUAGAAGUAAUGUUUCAAAAAUGUAAAAAUAAGACAAUGCACGUUGAUGAUGCCCUAGAGAUAGCAAGGAAAAACUUUCUGUCUUGUACACCCGUAAAUCAAAUCAAUUGGCACGGACUGUUGGAUGACAUCAGUUGGGAACAUCAGGAAAAGCUACUAAAUUUCACAGUAAACAACUCUCUAGUCAUUCAGUACCCAAUAAGACUAGGGUAUCAGAUCGCAUUUCUCAAACACAUUAUUCAUCACUUGAACAAGAUGAGCGUAGAGCAGCACGAUCAAAUUUAUGAGAAAUACUGCUUUUUACUUGAAAGUCAAUCAGGAAUGACGGACCAAGCUGGAUUUAGUUUUAAGCACUACGAAUUACCUGGUAACGGUGUGAUUACAUUAAAAGAAUCGAGUGCACUCAUAUCGGAAGGCACCACCGGAUUGUGUAGCUGGCAAGCCUCGAAAGCCAUGUGCGAGUUUAUAUUCAACAAUUCAGAAGAUUUUCGUGGCAAAAACAUACUGGAACUUGGAUCGGGUGUUGGACUCACCGGUAUUUUUAUGGCCAAACAUUGCGAUCCAUCGAUGUUGGUACUUUCCGAUUGUCACAGCUCUGUCCUCGGCACCUUGAAACACAACGUUGAACUAAAUUUUCCCAAGGGCGCCAAAGUUGACUGUGACAACCCUUUGGUGAAUUGUUUAAUCGAUAAUGGCGAUUCCUUGGUGGUCGUGAUGGAUCUUGAUUGGAGCUACAUCAAUGAAUCGAAUUUGCACCAGUUGAUCGAGCCGGAAGUGUUGGUUGGCACGGACAUUGUUUACGAUCAUUCAUUGUUUCAGCCAUUGCUAACAGCAAUCAACCACGUAUUUUCAUUGUCAAAUAAUAGGUGCAAAUUCUUUCUCUCAUGCACUGAACGAAAUCAGGACACUCUCAGUGAUUUUUUGGAACUGCUUGUGAUGGCCAAAUAUCGUAUAAAUGAGGAGACUGUGUGCCCUUCUAAGCACUUCCAGUGGGACUCUACAACAGAUAAAAUAAGAAUAUUUACAAUAACGCGAGAUUGGAGUUAUGAAUAAAUGGACGAGAUGUAGUAUGAAUUAUGUUGGUACUAUUUCCCAUUUAUCAAAAUUGAA
Molecule: messenger RNA, 1789 nt
Organism: Malaya genurostris
Lineage: Eukaryota; Metazoa; Arthropoda; Insecta; Diptera; Culicidae
Product: protein-lysine N-methyltransferase EEF2KMT
Exons: 5
Coding region: 689-1732 (347 amino acids)
Source: RefSeq, a predicted model, not a curated record